UCAACAAUCGACCUAUCAUAGAUGUUUUGUAAAUUUUGGAGUCGUGUAUGGUGGGAAGGAGCAUAAACAAGAAUUGAAAACGAGAAACUUUCUUUCGUGCAGUGAAAACAAACAUCAUGGUGUUGUUGCGGAAAUCUACGGAUGGAAAUUAAAUGAAAAAAUGAUAUCAAGAUUAGCCUGCUGUCGGAGUGAAAAGCCGAACAAGACAUUUAAACUUCUUAGAUAACAAUAAGAAGAUGUAUUUCAUUAGGUAGCCGUUCUCGUCGACGAAAAGUUCGAAUUAACCGACAUGUGGUUGAAAGUGAGGUUACGGCAAAAAAAGACUUUGUUAAUUAAUUUUUUGAAAUGGAAAAAAUUAUUAAUCCUCAUAUGCUUCCUACUUAAAAUUCAUUUAAGUGAACCUAUUUUAUUUUCAUUCUGUAACGAAACCGAGUCGACUUCCUCGACCGUUCUACGUGUAGACUUUUCAACUCAGGUUGUAAAAAAUGAAUAUAUUGUGACUUUUAAUGGAUAUUAUACACCUGAGGCUCGUCACAAAUUCAUCUCGGCAGCUUUGAAAAAUUCAGAUGUUUUAUUUUGGAAAAUUAUACCUAGAAACAACGUAGCAAAUGUAUAUCCAAGUGAUUUUGAUUUAAUACAGUUAAACAGCACAAGUACAUCAAAUGGAAUUGAAGCCCUCAAAUCGCAUCCUUGUAUAAAACAAGUUUCACCUCAACAUAUAAUAAAUCGAAUGCUCAAUUUUGUAAUUGAAAAUAACUCUUUUAAUGAAGAUUUUGACUGUGAUGAAACAUAUAAUGGAUUGCAUUUUGGUGAAGAUACCUGGUAUUCCUCAAGAUCGUUUCGAAAGCAAAACAGAUAUUCAUUAGGAAUGGACAUUUGGCAAAGGGCGAAAAGGCAUUUGAGUAGAAAACUGUUACGUGCCGCUCCCCGUCAGAUCACUCACAUUUUACAAGCUGACGCUCUCUGGACCAUGGGCAUCACAGGAACGGGCGUAAAAGUGGCCGUAUUUGAUACCGGACUCGCUAAAAGUCAUCCGCACUUCAAGAAAAUAAAAGAAAGAACUAAUUGGACGAAUGAAAAAACUCUGGAUGAUGGAUUAGGCCACGGGACGUUUGUAGCUGGAGUGAUAGCAAGUAAUAAGGAAUGUGUUGGAUUUGCACCGGAUGCCGAACUUCACAUAUACAGAGUGUUCACUAAUAAUCAGGUUUCAUACACGUCAUGGUUUCUGGAUGCUUUUAAUUAUGCAAUAUUGAAAAAGAUAAAUGUUUUAAAUCUCAGUAUUGGAGGACCUGAUUUCAUGGAUCAUCCAUUUGUUGAUAAGGUUUGGGAGUUAACAGCCAAUAACGUCAUAAUGGUUUCUGCUAUUGGAAAUGAUGGACCACUUUAUGGAACGUUGAAUAAUCCUGCUGACCAAAUGGAUGUAAUAGGUGUUGGAGGAAUAAAUUUUGAGGAUCAGAUUGCAAGAUUUUCCUCUCGUGGCAUGACAACAUGGGAACUUCCUGGAGGUUACGGUCGAGUCAAACCAGAUAUUGUAACAUACGGAUCGGCAGUUCGUGGAUCAAGUAUAAAAGGAGGUUGCCGUUCACUUUCCGGUACAAGUGUGGCUUCUCCUGUUGUCGCUGGAGCUAUAACCCUUCUUAUGAGCGGAGUUCUUCAGUUGGGAAAUGCCAUCAACCCCGCAAGUAUGAAACAGGCUCUCAUGGCUUCGGCACGGCGACUUCCGGGAGUUCCCAUAUUCGAACAGGGAUGGGGCAAGUUAGAUCUUCUGCGUGCGUAUCAGGCACUACGCAGUUACCGUCCUCAGGCUACCUUAAGCCCUAGUUAUUUAGAUCUCACCGAAUGUCCAUACAUGUGGCCUUAUUGUACUCAACCUUUAUAUUAUGGUGCUCUUCCUACCAUUGUAAAUGUAACUAUUUUAAAUGGAAUGGGAGUAUCAGGAAAAAUAAUUGGAAAGCCAUUAUGGCAUCCUUACACGCCUCAGUUCGGACACUAUUUAAAAAUUGCAUUUAGUUACUCGGAAGUGUUAUGGCCUUGGUCCGGGUAUUUGGCGGUACAUCUUUCGGCGGUGGAAUCGGCCAUUCACUGGGAAGGUAUUGCUCAAGGUCAUAUAUCGUUAACGGUAGAAUCGCCACCUCAGGAUGGCGAAGUGGAAUCGCAUCAAUCAUCAAUAAAACUGCCCGUAAGGGUAAAAAUUAUACCCACUCCUCCAAGAAGGUAUAAUAAUUUAACUACUUACAAACACGGAGUCUUGCUUAUUGUCGAUAGCGAAGAAGAAUAUUUUCCGGAAGAAGUAGCAAAGUUAAAGAGAGAUAUUGAUUCUGGUUUGUCAUUGAUAGUAUUUGCUGAUUGGUACAAUGUUUCAGUCAUGAGAAAAGUGAAGUUUUAUGAUGAAAACACUAGGCAAUGGUGGAUGCCAGACACUGGUGGUGCUAAUAUACCAGCAUUAAAUGAUUUAUUGGCUCCUUGGGGAAUGGCUUUUGGAGAUGAAGUUUACGAAGGUGAUUUCACUUUAGGAAAUCACGAAAUGUAUUAUGCUUCAGGAACAUCAAUUGCCAGGUUUCCUGAAAAUGGAUUAGUCAUAAAGAGAAGUCUGAACAAUCAAGGUAUCGAAGUACUUAAAGGACAAGCCGAGAAAGUGGACGGCGUGGCCAUAUUAGGAUUAUAUCAAGCCAAACCAAUUGAAACUGCAGGAAGAAUUGCUAUAUAUGGAGACUCCAAUUGUUUAGAUACUGCUCAUAUGCAAAAAGAAUGUUUUUGGCUGCUCGAAGCAUUGAUGCAAUAUGCCACUACCAAUCACAUGUCGCCCAUGUUUAAGGACUUGAAAUCCGAGAACAUUUUAUCAUUCAAAGAACUGCCUCAGCGAAUGGAUGGUAAUCACCUGUAUCGAUAUUCCAAGGUCUUAGAAGAUCACAUGGGAACGGGUCAGACUCGUCCUCUGCCUACUUGCAUAAGGUUAAAGUGGGCCACUCCCUAUCCACUCAAUAAAUCUGCACCAAGUUCUUUGUACAAAGCUCAAAAGCUGCUUUCUGUGGGAUUGGACGUCCCUCUGCCUUUCAAGCCCGGAGGUCCCGUGGAUCCGAUGUUGGCCAAGUUCCCGUGGGACAACACCCAAACCGUUCCAAUUAUACGAGACGAGAGUCGGGACGUGAAGAAUGACGAAAGGUAUCCUCGGGGGGACGAACCGAUGACUUUUAGAAGAAACCGCGGGAGCGUGCAGGAGGAAAACUUAGAUAAUCCCUUUGUCCAUUGGGAAAACGACGAUUUAGAUGGCCAGCAAAUCGGCGAAGACGUUAAUUUCUUGGCCAAGUUCACUCGUAUCGAAGUUCAUCGUACUAUCGUUAACGAACGCUCGACCAUUUUACGUACAGACACGCACGUCAAUUCCGAGGAAUCGCCAGAUAUCGUUGGCACUCGUCGUGGGCACGAACCGGAAGAUGGUUCAUACUUCCAUGCUGGCAAAGUAGAGGAUUCGAGCUUUAACGACGCAGAAAGCGAGGAUCGAAGGUUCGAUAAUCCCAACGAAUUUCACGUGAACGUGGAAGUUAACGUGCAAAUCGUGAAUCCCGAAUCGACGUCGCGCUCAAUGCGCGACGAGUUGUAAAUAUGGUUACAAGGUUCGCGAUUGCAGGCGAAUCUCUGGUUCGUCCGUUUUUUUUUUUUGCAAGUUUGUUGCCGUUCGUAACGGCUACUUAACGGACUAAAAAUAUUUUCUUACGUGUUAUUUUUAACAUUUUUAAAUAACUCGUAAUUUAAAGAAAAAAGUGCUAAGUAACCAUCGUAAAACUCGGUUAACAUCAAGGUCGCAUUUAUUUAUUGUAGAUUUCUACAUUCUCCAAAUGCAAUUAACUGCCAAUUUGUACAGAAAAUCGUUAAUAAAUCUUUCCAAAUCUC
Molecule: messenger RNA, 3891 nt
Organism: Centruroides sculpturatus (bark scorpion)
Lineage: Eukaryota; Metazoa; Arthropoda; Arachnida; Scorpiones; Buthidae
Product: membrane-bound transcription factor site-1 protease-like
Exons: 28
Coding region: 290-3601 (1103 amino acids)
Biological process (GO): proteolysis
Cellular component (GO): Golgi apparatus
Molecular function (GO): serine-type endopeptidase activity
Source: RefSeq, a predicted model, not a curated record